Messenger RNA from Alternaria atra, 2142 nucleotides. RefSeq lists its product as uncharacterized. NCBI's taxonomy places the organism in Eukaryota, Fungi, Ascomycota, Dothideomycetes, Pleosporales, Pleosporaceae. The coding region runs from base 1 to 2142 and encodes 713 amino acids. The transcript has a single exon. The record is from RefSeq and is a predicted model, not a curated record.
AUGAACGAUGAUAGUUUUUCAGCUGUCGACCGGAUCUCUUUGCAAGGCUGGACAUUCAAGAUGACAGUCAUCGCCACUCUUGUUGCCGCUGCUGCGGCUGGCAUGGUCGCUGUUUCUCAGGCUUCACCAGUAGUGGAAUCAACACCUGCUGUGGGCGUGUCGAAUGCCAAAUCUUCUUUGACACUUAUCUACCAAAACAACUUGAACGCAUCGGACGACAAGAACCACAUCGGUGCCAUCGUCCUCGACCCGGUCUCUCAAGCCAAUGCAGCCGCCGCAUGCGCCUCGCUCAACGAGAAGCUCAUCACCAAGGCUACACUCCAGAAGUAUGAGGCAGACUUCAACGAUGCUCUCUCGUACCAAGACUACGCCAAAUACAGCGACGCUGAGCGGGGUUACUACAUCGAUGGUGGUGUGGUCUCAGUGGGCAAUCGAGUGAGCUACUCGUCUUCUUCAGCAUCCCACAAGCAAUUGCCGGUCUUGUGCACUCAGUCGGCAAACAAUGGUGCAUCAAGCGCGGGACCUGUGGAUGGUAGCGCCAUCUCAGUAGCAUCUGGAGGAAACACCUUCGUUGGCUACCGUAACCAGAAAUCCUUCAGGUUCCUUGGCAUCCCGUACGCCGACACACCUAAACGUUUCCAGUAUUCUUCGCUUUACUCCAAAAAGGGACAGACGAUUCAGGCCACAAAAUACGGUUCGCAAUGCGCGCAAGGUGGUGGUGGAAGCGAGGACUGUCUUUUCCUGAACAUUCAGACACCAUAUAUCCCCAAAGCAGGGUCGAAGAAGCAACUCCGACCAGUGUUGUUCUGGAUUCAUGGUGGUGGCUUUACCGGUGGGAGCGGUGCUGAUGCGCUCUCCGAUGGUGGGAACCUUGCCAGCAAGGAAGACCUCGUUGUUGUCAACAUUAAUUACCGUCUUUCAACGCUCGGGUUCUUAGCCAUCCCUGGAACGGACAUCAAGGGGAACUUCGGCAUUGCUGAUCAGAUCACGGCGCUCGACUGGACCAUUGCAAACAUCGCUGCCUUCGGUGGCGAUCCAACAAAGAUCACUAUCGCCGGUGAGUCUGCCGGAGCCGGCUCAGUUCGUACACUAUUGGGCUCUCCCAAAGCGAUUGGAAAAUACCAAGGUGCAAUUGCCAUGUCCAAUCUCGGAGGAGGUGUGACACUUGGCCUCGGCGGUGACUAUGGAACAACCUAUUCAACUUAUUAUACGGUUGAUCAGAGCUACACCGUUGCCGGACCUCAGAUAUUUGCUGCUGCCGGCUGCAAUGGCACUGAUGUGUCGACUCAGAUCGCUUGUCUCGACCAAGUCCCCGCUGCACAGUUAGUCGGCUUCAACACUGUAGCCCGAUACGUCGUCCAGGAUGGUACCUACGUUAAUACGCCCAACCUCGUUCUCUCCACUCGUAAUGCCAACACUGCGCACAUCCCUGUCAUUUUUGGUAUCAUCGUCAACGAUGGUGCAUCAUUCUCCACAUAUCCCAAGAGUCCGAUCUCAACCCAUUCUCAGGGUCUACAAGAAGCGCUUGGUAUCAACAGCACGUGGGCAGAGCGCAUCAUCCAGUCAGGUCUCUUCCCCUUGACCAACACGGGUAACUUGACACUUGAUUCAUUCAACGUCUCCCAGCGUGUUGCUACAGACAAGACAUUCCGCUGCGUCGAUCAAUCUACGGUUUACUCUGGAGUACAAUCGCAUGCCUUCCAGAAAGCAUACUACUACCAGUUCCAACGCUCCAUUGAUGGCUACGACCCCAACAACCUUGGCGGACCUGCCAAUGACGAUCCCAAGAAACCUUACUUCCGCUUCCACGGCGCAGACAUGCCUUGGCUGUUUGGCACCUUGAACCGCAUUCGCGACCCUGAGGAUCUUUGGAGUGCUCAACUCGUCAGCAGUUACUUCGCUGCUUUCAUUAGGGGCGGCGACCCAAACCCUAGCCUGAAGUACUUGGAUGCCAGAGGAUACGACAAGGUGAUCGAGGGUGUAAAGAAGUACGGUCAGUGGGGACAAGUUGAUGCUACCAGAAAGACGGGUGAUGAGAUCAGGCUGUUGGAUUGGCCUAGCAAGAGCGCUGGUUUCCAGGAUGUUGAGCAGUGCAACUGGCUGGGGUAUCCUCUAGACUACUAUCUCAAGGGAGGCAUUUAA